Molecule: messenger RNA, 1142 nt
Organism: Momordica charantia (bitter melon)
Lineage: Eukaryota; Viridiplantae; Streptophyta; Magnoliopsida; Cucurbitales; Cucurbitaceae
Source: RefSeq, a predicted model, not a curated record
CAAGAUUACGACGCUGCCCGAUCUGCCCGAUACCGGACUGGAAAAUUACGGGCAGUCGGUCUCCAGUAAUCGCUCUCGCUUCUCUCACUUCUCUCUCACCUCACCUCACCCUACCCCUUCUCCCCCCACCCUCUCUGAGAGCCGCCGAUAAUUCUAUAUCUUGGUUUCUCUGUGUCUUUUCGAUCUCGAUCGGACGGUCCAGAAUGAACGUAGCUUCUGCUGCUUGUUGCUUGUGGUUUUAGAUCCCGAAACGUCCAGAUCUACCAUCUCCGUGCUCUGAUCUGUCUUCUCGUGUUCGGAGGUCUUUAGCUUCAGUUUCGGGAACAGUUCGCCGCGCAUAUGGAGGUAACAAAUGCUUCAGCAGGUGUCACGCUCGGCGAUGGCUCACUCGCUCGCGCCAGUAAAGGUUUAGCAGCUUUACUGGCUUCGGCUCUGGUCAACAGCCAACUCCUGGCUCAGAAUCCCCUUGGGAUUUUCCUGAUCCGACCUGGAAUGAAAGGAGAUAGUCCGACCCAAUGCCCAUCAUCAACACCGCUUGACGCUGAAGGAGAUGGUGAUGAUGACGAUGAGGAUGGGGAUGGAGAUGGUGACUUGAGUGGUGAAGAGGAUUUAUCAUCUGAAGAUGGAGAUGACUAUGCCAACAACCUCAACGACAAUAAUAAAAGUAAUUCUAAGAAGAAUCCGGAGGGUGGAGCGGAAGAGAAUGGAGAGGAAGAAGAAGAGUUUGACGGGGAAGAGGAUCAAGACGAUGAUGGCGAUGAUGAUGAUGAUAACGAUGAUGGCGAUGACGACGACGACGACGACGAUGGUGACGACGACGAUGAUGGUGGAGAGGACGAGGACGAAGUAGCGGACGAGGACGAAGACGAGGAAGAGGAAGAGGAGGACGAAGACGAGGAAGCACUCCAGCCUCCCAAGAAGAGGAAGAAGUAAGAUUAGGGAGAUGAAACAGCGGCCUUAGACACUCUUCAUCUGUAGCUUUGUUCCCCUGACUUUUGGGUUCUUAUUUUAGCUUCUUGAGGAUGUUUGUUAGGAUGUGUUCCAAAUUAGUAGUUAUGUUUCCGCUGCCUGAUUUUAGGGUACUCUUGAACUUUUUUGCUGCAGCAGUGAUAAAUGGCAAUUAGUUUCAAUGCUUUUAUUAA